GAUUUAUUUUUCUUGAUUUACAGACAAAUAUUUUACUUGUGUGAAACCUGUAAAUGAACCAGUUUGGUAAUAUUGAAUAAAAAUGCCGGUGUUUCACACGAAGACGAUUGAACAGAUUUUGGAACCGGUUGCGGAACAAGUGUCCCAUCUUGUCAUCCUUCACGAACAGGGGGAAGAUGGCGCGGCAAUUCCUUCUUUGAUGAAACCGAUUCAAGCCGUGAGUGCGGCUGUAAACAACCUUGCAAAAGUUGGGACGGCGCAAAUCCAAACAUCUAAGGAUGAAGUUCUUAAACUUGAUACACCGGAGGCGAUCAACAAAGUGAAGUCUAGUGCCGACCUUCUGCUUGAUUCGGCCAAACUUAUUGAGGAAGAUGAAUAUUCAAAGCAAGGAAGGGAGAAGUUGAUAGCUGGGUCGAGGGGAAUCCUCCAAGGAACAUCCGAUCUUCUUCUCAUCUUUGAUGAAGCUGAGGUUCGUCGUAUUUGUCAUGUUUGCCGCAGAGUUCGGGAUUAUCUUAAAGUAUCGGAAGUUGUGGCCGGGAUGGAAGACCUUGUUACUUAUGUUAAAAACCUUACACCAGGAAUGACAAAUCUAUCUGACUUGGUGUUGCAAAGGUCCAAGGAUCUCACCAACGCUUUGCAUGCCGAUCAAUUGAAAACUGGAGUUGCAGAUUUACGGAAUCAGUUGCCCAACUUAAUAUCAAGUAUGAAGAUAUUCGUUACAACUGUAGAUGGGAGUGGUGUUGGAAGUGAAGCAUCUGUUCACAACAGGCAAUAUUACGUCAAGAAUCUUUCUGAUAUUAUCACAGAAAUAAUUCGUGUUUUACAACUUGUGUCCACCGAUCAGGAGAUACUUGUCGACCCAACAAACGUAUUACAGUUGAAACAAGUCCGAGACAAGAUGGCAAACAAUCUGAUUGCUGCGAACCGCUGGCUUAAUGAUCCUAACGCACCUCCCGACACAGCGGAUGAACUCGCCCUUCGACAAACUUUGGAUCAAGCUCGGGAGAUCGGGAGCAAAGCUGGUGGGGCGUUGGGAGCAAAGAUAAUGGACAAGUGCAACGACAUUGGUAUUAUGACGGAGAAGCUUGCCGCUCUGCGCAAACAAAACAAAGGUAAUUCAGCGGAAGCCCGUCGUCUUGCAAAUCAAAUUCAAACGGCUUUGAAUGGUUUGUUGCAAGAUGUGGAUGACGCAUUAAAGAAUCUGGAAGAAAUUGAUGAAGCAUUUGGUGUAGUUUCAAGCAAGACGCCUUCUGCUAAGGAAUGGCUGGCUGAUCCUCAAGCUAAACCAGGACCUGGUACUGGAUCUCAAGAUAUCAGAGACAUUAUUGGGGCAACCAGGAAGAUAGCAAAGAGUUUGGCUACCAAUCCCCAAACAGCCAAAGAUGCGGCCGAACUAAUGAAGAUGUGCGAUGAGUUAGAUGAGUUGAUGGAGAAGUUGGAUGCUUACAGGGAGAGAGGGGAAGGACAUCUACCUGAAGCUAGACAUCUUGCGAAGCAAGCUGCAGAUAAGAUUGGGCAAAUCAACGCAAAGAUUGGUAAAGCACUCGCAUCAGGUGGUUUGCCCCAAACACUGGAAGCGAAGUUGGAUGUGGCGAACCGUUGGCUUGACCACCCUGGUGUAGAGGAUGGAGGAAAAGGGAUGCUGGCCGCUAGGAGUGUCAUGAGUGAUGCAAGGAAACUGGCUGUGGAAUGUGAUAAUCCUGUAAUCAAAGCAGCUUUGCUACAAAAUGCUGCAGAGUGUGAGAGUUUGUGUAAUCAGCUUGCUGAUCUGGUUAAGCAAGGUAAAGGUGGUUCACCUGAAGCGAGAAGAAUCGCCGAAGAACUCCAGCAGAAACUACAAGAGUUGAAGCAAAACAUGAAGUUGGCGGUGAUCGGUCAAGUUGCUGAUGAGUUUUCAGACACAACAACCGUGCUCAAGCAAUUCGUAACUGCUGCUUCAGCUCCUAAGGAUGUAGCGGGGCGAGAAGAGAAGUUUGCAGAAAGGUCUCAAGCUCUUACCAAACAAGCACAAAAGUUGGCGAACCUAGGAAUACAAGCUGUGGCAACCAGUGAGCUUGGUGCUGAGGAAAAAGUGGCAAAAGCUACACUUUCAGCAAAGAAGAUUCAAGAACUUACACCACAAGUUAUUAAUGCAGGGAAAAUUGUUCUUGAUUAUCCUGAGAAUAAACUUGCCAAGGAACAUUUGAAAGCUCUCACAGAUGAAUGGACGGAACAUGUGGAUGACCUCACUGAGCAAGUGGAUGACGCGAUGGAUGUUGUGGAUUUCAUUAAAGCAUCAGAAGAUGGGAUCAAGAAAGAUCAUAAAACUUGUAUGAAAGCUCUGCAGGAUAACCAACCAACAGUUGCUUUGCCAGCUGCCGGUAACAUUGCACGCCGAGCUCAUCGUAUAUUGAUGGCAGGUAAGAGGGAGGUUGAGAAUACAGAUGAUGCUGCUUAUGUGCAAGAGUUGAAAGGUAACUUAAACAACCUGAGUCGAACCAUCAACCCUAUGGUACAAGCUACUCGUGAAUACGCCAACAAUCCAAACUCUAACGCUGCCAAGGAUAAUGUUAGGGAAUGUGAUGAUCAGUUGAUUGCAGCUGUAGCACAAGUGAGGAACACAGUGGAAGCGAGAAGGAUCGAACAACAAGCCAAGAAUAUUGUGAUUGAGGAGGAACCUCCACCCGUACCUCCCCUGCCACAGGAUUGUGAGGCAGCUCCUCCCGUUCCUCCUCUGCCUGAGGAAGAAGAAUUCCCCGAGGAGCAAGAAGAAGAUGUCCCGAUGAUGCAAGCGGCUCGUGAGUUGCAUGAGGAGGCAAGAAAGUGGGAGAGCAAAGGAAAUGACAUCAUUGCGACUGCAAAGAGAAUGGCUCUUCUUAUGGCGAAGAUGUCGCAUCUUGUAAGAGGGGAGGAGGGAAGAAAGAGUGAUCUAAUAGCUUGUGCCAAGGAGAUUGCUAAAGCAUCGAAUGAAGUAACCAGACUUGCUAAUGAGGUUGCUGAUAAAUGCUCUGAUAGAAGGAUCCGCACAGACAUGAAGAAAACAUUAGAUCGAAUCCCAACCAUUAGUACACAGCUGCGUAUAUUGUCCACUGUCAAAGCUGCUUCACUUGGUGAUAACAUGGAUAUGACUAAGGAGGAAGAAGAAGCUGCAGAGCAGGCCACUGAGAUGUUGGUACAUAACGCACAGAACCUCAUGAUGAGUGUGAAGGACACCGUCCGUUCCGCUGAAGCUGCGUCUAUCCGGAUCCGCACCGAAGCCGGUGUUAUGAUGAGAUGGGUACGCAAGUCAUAAUCAUUGUGCCAAUAUAUACAACAUUGCCAUUGUUUAAAUACUUUAGUUUUCUAAGCAAUGCAUUUGUCAGCAUAUUGUGAUUAGUUUAUUAUACCCUACUAAUUAUUAUUGUAUAAAUUGGAAUAUUAAUAAUAUAAAAUAUACUUGAUAAUAUAAGUGUUACAAUAUCAAGUAUUUAUAAUUUUUUAUAAAUCAUUCACACUUGUAAAACACCCAUGAUAUUGAAGCAACCCCCCUCUUGCACUGGUUCUAACAUCUUAUCAUUGUGUUUCAACAUCCCAUGAGUUCUUGUGGUUGAAUAUUAUAAAUGUUUAGUCAAGAAACUUUUACCUGGAAUUAAAAACUGUAAUUUUGCGUAAUAACUUUUAAAAGAUCAAAAUAUUAUUUUAAUAAAGCGCUCGACUGCUGUAAGUACAUAACACAUUUAAUGUAUUUGGUUUCAUUGUAGAUUCUGGUGACGUAACUUUUGUUUGCUGCCGCACCAAGCAGUUAUAUAAAGUAACUUAGAUUGUGAACAGUAUUAGAUGUUUAUACACUGCACUCUAUAAAGUUUCAAUCGCUGUAAAUGUACAUUUAUUAGGAGUAUUGACAUUGCUUUCAACACUAAUUGUAUAUAAUGCACUAAUUUCCAUUCAACCAAGACAUAUAAUAAUCAUGAAUGACAAAUUAUUAUGGCUGUUUGUACACUAAGCACAUUUAUUAUUUGCA
Molecule: messenger RNA, 3979 nt
Organism: Ciona intestinalis (vase tunicate)
Lineage: Eukaryota; Metazoa; Chordata; Ascidiacea; Phlebobranchia; Cionidae
Product: vinculin
Biological process (GO): cell adhesion
Cellular component (GO): actin cytoskeleton
Molecular function (GO): actin filament binding; structural molecule activity
Source: RefSeq, a predicted model, not a curated record